AUGUUUAAUAAAGAUAUUAGUGGUGAUAUAAUUAUAGAUAUUGUAGAUAAAGAUAUUAGUGGUGAUAUAAUUAUAGAUAUUAUAGAUAAAGAUAUUAGUGGUGAUAUAAUUAUAGAUAUUGUAGAUAAAGAUAUUAGUGGUGAUAUAAUUAUAGAUAUUAUAGAUAAAGAUAUUAGUGGUGAUAUAAUUAUAGAUAUUGUAGAUAAAGAUAUUAGUGGUGAUAUAAUUAUAGAUAUUGUAGAUAAAGAUAUUAGUGGUGAUAUAAUUAUAGAUAUUAUAGAUAAAGAUAUUAGUGGUGAUAUGAUUAUAGAUAUUAGCGAAAUUGAGAAUGGCCACUGA
Dracunculus medinensis (Guinea worm) is the source of this 339-nucleotide messenger RNA. The record is from the annotation of a GenBank genome assembly. NCBI's taxonomy places the organism in Eukaryota, Metazoa, Nematoda, Chromadorea, Rhabditida, Dracunculidae.